Messenger RNA from Phanerochaete carnosa HHB-10118-sp, 282 nucleotides. RefSeq lists its product as uncharacterized. The record is from RefSeq and is a predicted model, not a curated record. The transcript has 2 exons. NCBI's taxonomy places the organism in Eukaryota, Fungi, Basidiomycota, Agaricomycetes, Polyporales, Phanerochaetaceae. Bases 1 to 282 code for a protein of 93 amino acids.
AUGGUCCAAGUCCGCCAGUGGGAGCUACAUCAGCUUGAAGAAAAGCCCCUCACGCAUCCGACUGUCCGCUGGGUUGAUAUGCAAGAGGUCAUUCGCGGUCGACAGAAGACAGUGAGGGAGAGUACAGUCAGCAAGGACGACUCAGGCGACGAGUUAUACAUUGAUGACGAGGACGAUACCGAGGAGGUUGUCGUGGGCGUAGCCCCGGCCUCCUAUUUUAUUCCCAUUUUCUCCGAUUUAUUCCACGUUUGUACGACCCUCCAAACGUCGUCGGCGCAUUAG